ACAGAGUCAGCUGUUCUGAGCUAUGUCAGAAGAUGCCGGAUACAGUUGUAGUGGAAGGACAAGUUAAAUUCAGAGAUGGGAAAAAGUGGAAGACUCGUUGGGUCGCGUUGCGGAAGCCGUCCCCAGUCGCAGACUGCCUCUCUCUCCUGGUCUACCGGGAUAAGUCCGAUAAGGUCAGGGGUCGUCGUGAGCGGCUGCAGAUGACCUUGGAGGGGAUCUGUGGAGUGGAGCCGGGGUUAGGGUACGACGGGGUGGCCUACACCCUCACCAUCCUCUGUCUGGGACACACAGUGGGACUGGGCUUCGACAGCAGAGAGGGGCUGGCAUGGGGACGGGGGGCAUGGGACGCUAGGCUGAGAUACAGUCUGGGAGAAGUCCACAGGUUCAGUGUUUGCGUUCAGCCAGGAACUAAGCUAGAGAGUGGUCCCGCCUCCCUGCACCUGUGCAACAACCUACUGGUCCUCACUACAGGGACCUCCCCGGCCGUGAUUGGCCAGUGGAAGCUGUCAGACCUAGUCGCUAUGGCGACGUGCGCUGUUUAUGGCUUUGUGUUUGAGGGCGGCACUAGAUGUGGAUACUGGGCUGGUGUGUUCUUCCUGUCCUGUUCAGAAGGAGAGCAGAUCAGUUUCCUGUUUGACUGUAUAGUCAGAGGCAUCUCUCCUAGUAGAACACCUAGUGGCCUCAGACCUAACCUACCAGAUCCCAGUGCUAGCCGGUCCUCCUCAGAGAGGAUCAACCAUGAAACAUCGGAUCUAGAGAGAAGACUCAGCAUGCUGUCUCACCGCAGUAGACAGAGCAGUACAGCCUCCACCUCCAGUUACAGCACCUCCAUUGCCGGGGACGACCGCAGCAGUAUCUCUUCCUCUUCCUCCAGCCAAUCAGACGCCAGCUACGGAAGCCACUUCCCUUUAUGGCCAGGGCCAAAACGCCCCACUUCCUCAACCGAGACCCUGUCGGCCCCUCCCACUGCGAGGUCCUCGACCAAUCUGGACGAGGAUCUCUAUAACGCUGUCAUGAACCGCACUCCUUUCAAACCGCCUUCCCACCUUCACAGUCUCCACGACAGCGGGCGCCAAAGCUCGUUGGACAGCGGGAUAGGCGUCGCCACGGCCAGCAGCCAAUCGUCUUACUCUGGGAGCUUCUCUUCCUGUACGGGCAGCCUGGACACAGCCAGUCAAGGAGGAGGGGAGGAGUUUGGGUCUGUCCUUAGUCUACCUCCCCCUCUUCUCUCUCUGCCUCCUCUUUCUCUAUCUCCCCCUCCUCCCUCUCUACCUCCUCCUCCACCCAGUCUACCUCCUCCUCUGUCCUUAAGGACCCCUGAGCCCGGCCCUCUCUCCCCCCCUACUCCCGGCUCCUGCCUCCCGUCUUGCUCCUCCUCCUCCAGGACUAGUGGUUGUAGCUCUGGCGCCCCCUGGUGUCAGAGGAGGAGCACCGAACUGGGCAGGGCCAGGCAGCUCGGUGGGGAUGGAGAUCAAGGACAGAUCCAGGGGCAUGAGUGUCCUUCCCUUCCUUCCAACCCCACUGAGGCCUCUCUCCAGUGGGUAGAGACCCCGAGGCAGGCCCCCGUAGAGAGGCACCUGUCCUGGAGCAGUGAGAGAGCGCCCCCUGUGGACAGUGGUGAUCGGUGCAGCAUCAUGUCCGCUCGGCUCACACCCAGACCUCUGCUGUUACCUGGCUGUCCAGUGUGUGGAGGAACCCAGAGUCAUCAUCCCUGUGUAGAUCACAACUACAUUACCCAUGAGCAAUGGUUCUCAGCUAGAAAGAGACAUGUUACGCAGACAAACAGCCCUUCACAUUCAGGGCUUUCCCCAACACCAGAUCCACCACCCCAGUGUAGAGAGGUGGUGCGGGGUGAGGCGGGCCUCUCUCACCCUCUAGAACCCUCCUAUUCACCCCCACCUCCCCACGGCACGAUGACGCCAAGCAGACCGACCUCAGUCUCUGGCGGGAGAUUCUUUAAGUUUCCUCCGGAUGCUUCUGCCAUGAUGAUGUCAUCAGUCCUGGACAGGCGUCACCACACCGACCCCAGUGUGAACUACGUCAACAUCCCCGUUAGCCCUGCGGCUAAAGCUAACAGAGCUGGCAGAGAGCUGCUGUACAUGGAGCUGGAUCUACAGCCAGAGCCCUACGGUGGGCCAGUUUCCACCAACAUCACUGCAGCGAGGGGUAACCCUGUGCAGCUGCGCAGACCCAUUUGGCUGGCUGACUGGUUUGGCUGGCUGGCUGGCAGGUUGAUUGGCUGGCUGGCUGGCAGGUUGAUUGGCUGGCUGGCUGGCAGGUUGGCUGGCAGGUUUGGCUGGCAGGUUGGCUGGCUGGCAGACGUCCAAUAG
Messenger RNA from Oncorhynchus nerka (sockeye salmon), 2330 nucleotides. RefSeq names its product protein Dok-7-like. Gene Ontology annotation, molecular function: protein kinase binding. The record is from RefSeq and is a predicted model, not a curated record. Lineage: Eukaryota; Metazoa; Chordata; Actinopteri; Salmoniformes; Salmonidae. Gene Ontology annotation, biological process: neuromuscular junction development; positive regulation of protein tyrosine kinase activity. Bases 33 to 2330 code for a protein of 765 amino acids. The transcript has 15 exons.